AUGUCGCAGCAUGUGCCGCCGCGUGGCCUGGCCUCAUCUUCCGAAGCAUACUCGAACCCAGACAUUGAUGCUGAUGCUGGUGCUGGAGCUGGAGCUGGAGCUGGUAUUGGUGCUGGUGCUAGUGUCGGCGUCGGUUCCGGGACGCCUCUGACUGCCGAUACUCUAACUGGACCCGGACAACACUGGGACUCGCCCUCGUCUCAUGCCUCUCAAAUAUCCUCUUCCCCUCGAUUACAAACCUCCUUCGGCGACUUUCCCACGAGUGCGUCGACUGGACGCUUGAUCAACGUGCCCUCGCUCGCAGGUCUGGGCUCGCUACCGUAUCCAGGUCAAAGACUAAACUAUCCAAGUCUUUCGAAUGAUCGUCGAAGCGUUUCCGACUCUGUGACAUUGAAGCCUGUGCCAGGCCCCCCAAAGGCUGGCAGACCGGUCAUGGCUGCCACAAUCGCCACAACUCCGACGGAAGUGGCUAAAGGGGGACCCCGAAAUUCCUCAAUGGACACCGCAAUCUCCGCGAUUUCAUCCAAACAAGGCUCUCCUAGCCAGGGUGGUCUACAGGAUGCGUCCAACGCUUCAGAUAUUACUGACCUUAUCAAAACAGCGGGCACUCCAGAAGCCGUUAUACAAUACCUUUUGAAGGAAAAGAGUUCCCAGUCACAACAGAACAGCCAAUUAUGGAGACUAGUCGACAAGCAGCGAGGCAUGAUCUUGGGCCUGAACAAAGAUCUCGAGGCGGCCUUGAAAGACAAAGAAAAGUACAGAAGGAAACUCAAAGAAAUUAUGACCAGCGCAGCCAUAAUAAAGGCCGCAUCUGGGCAACAAGCUGAAACGUUUGGCGUCGACAAAUACCAGGGUACGAUUUCGCCACGUAGUCCAAAGCCGCAUCCCAGGGUUCAAACAAACGGACCACCGGUCUCUCCAUCGCUCGACGCAGACAGUCCAAAGGACUUUCCCUUUGAUAUGCCCAUGGCACCUUAUCCGAUUACCCCUCCAGCCGACAGACCGCUCACCUCGCCAACUGCAGUCAGCGAAUUGCUCGAACCCAAGCCUGCUAUGCCGAAGCCACAAGACCAUGCGUCGGACAAGUUUGAUCAUGAAGUAGACGACAAAGUUUGCGAUAGAAUUUGGAAAGAAAAGAACGAGAAACAUCUUGGGGACAUUUCGUACAAUGCCUCCCUACAGCCGUCCCGAAGCUGUCCGAGCGAACCACCCAAGAUUCCACCACCCAAGAUACCAACAGCUGCUCCAUCCUUGACUGUUACUGAGCCCUUGCCGCAACCAGACCAUGGGCUUGGCCAGUUUCCUUCCCCUCCGCGGAAGCCACCGCCGGCACCUCUGCAGUUGAAGAAGCAACCCGUUGGACGAAAUCUGGCGGCCGCUGCCGAGGAUGACAGCGACUCUGAUUACGAUCACAUUUUCGAGGUUGAUGAGAUGGUCUCUGAAACCCGAGGGCGACGCAAAACCAGAGAAGAGGACGACAAAGAACGUCAAGCCGCUGCUUCGAGAAAUACUCAAGGGCGAAGUACCUCCAAACCCUCUUCAGAAAGCUCUGUCAAGUGCACAGUCCUGCCUGCCAGCCCUGCAUCCCGACCCACGGCCCAAGAGCACGACAAGUCCACUUCCAUAAAUGCUUUGCUGCUUGCUGAGAAGAGAAUCGACAUCGCGGCACCUCUUCGUAGCCCCGGGCUGCCAGCUAGUCCUCGCCCACUUGGCAACAUUUCGCAUUCGGCUUCUGCACCUGUGUCUGCGAGACUGGCUGGCGCACCGGCUCCUUUGUCGUCUCGAGCACCACGACAAGCCAUCAUUAUGCCUCCGACCACACCGUUGAUAUCGCCACCACCUCUCAGCUCGGCUGGCUCCUCGUCUACUCCGCCGCUCAACUCAGCGAAGCGCAGUGACGAAGCCAGCCAGCAUUCACCCACAGCACGCGCAAUGAUUCACAAGGGUCUUGUUACGGAGGAGUACCCGAAUCUUUUGUUGCCUCCCAACGCCCUACCAUCCAUCAAGAUCCAGGUAGCGUCUUCGCGGAUGAAACCGUCGAGAGCCAGUCUCAUAUCUCUGACUCAACUCGAGGAAGACCCUGUCUUUACGCUUGCUGUCAUUUCAAGGGCUCAUAGUAGUGAGCUCUGGAGAGUCGAGAAGGACAUUGCCUCACUUAGCAAACUGGACUCGAGGCUCAAGCAAUGUUCAGCUUAUACCGCCAAGACGCCGGACCGCGCACUAUUCACCGGUCACGCCCCGGCCAAGUUGGAUGCCCGACGGGUUGCUUUGGAAGAAUACAUGGUUGAGCUUCUCGACACGCCAUUCGACACAGCCACGGCGGUGGAGUUGUGCAAGUAUUUGUCGACAAACACCCUUCCACCAAACGCUGAUGAAACAGGAUCGUCUUUCCGUCCAAGUCCGGAAGGUAGCGGACUCAACAUUGGCGCAGACGGCCGACCACUUCGAAGCGGGUACUUGACAAAGAAGGGUAAGAACUUUGGAGGCUGGAAAGCCAGGUUCUUUGUCUUGGAAGGCCCGGAGCCAGAAUUCAAGUACUACGAGACCCCUGGGGGCGCGCAUCUCGGUACAAUCCGGCUUCGGAAUGCCCAUAUAGGCAAGCAAUCCCAUACACAAACCAACGAAAACCAGUCAUCAUCAGCACAGCCAAGCACGGGGGAAGACCUUGACAAUGAGUUCAGGCACGCGUUUCUCAUCAUGGAGCCCAAGAAGAGAGACUCGAGCGCCCAUGUUAAACACAUAUUGUGCGCUGAGAGUGACAAGGAGCGAGAUAUCUGGGUAGAUGUUCUUUUGCAGUGGAUAGAUUACCAAGAUGCAGACGAGGACAGACAACCGCUGCCCCCGAGCGCCAAGUCUCCUCAUGACCAACAGCCUUCUGGCCAUGAACAGACCAGCAGCGCCAGGUCAAAGAAGAGCCCCUCGAGCAGGACACAGCACAAACACGCAAACUCGGACACACUGAUCGGGGUCAGGUACGAUUCCACGCACGCUGGUGAAGCGCCGCAAAAGGGAUCUACGGCUCUUGCUGAGCAGCACAGCCCACAUAACCUCGCCGGGGAGACCAUGACCUCUCAAGCCAACAAGUUGAUCUCCGCACCCAAGGAUCCCCAAAUCAUUUCGGAUUCAUCUGUCUGGGGCAAUCGGGCAGGCCUGGCCGCUCCGACACACGACGAAAAGAAGCAGCGGAAGCGAAGCUUUUUCGGAUUCGGACCCAAGACUCGCACCUCUUCCGACGGGCAGGACUCGUUGUUCGGAGGCAGCGACGCCAGUUCUGCUUCCAAUGCCCCUCCCUCUCAUGGCCACCAAGGGCCUGUCCGUCAGGUAUUCGGAGCACCGUUGGCGGAGGCGGUCCGGUACAACCCGCCCGUUGACGUCAACGUGCCUCUGCCAUCCGUUGUCUAUCGAUGCAUACGAUAUCUUGACCACCAUAACGCAAUUAGCGAAGAGGGCAUCUUCCGACUGAGCGGAUCGAAUCUAGUCAUCAAACAGCUUCGCGAGCGAUUCAACGCCGAGAGUGAUGUCAACCUUGUUGCUGAUGAGCAGUAUCACGAUAUUCACGCGGUUGCAUCAUUGUUGAAGCUCUAUCUGCGAGAACUCCCAACUGCCAUACUCACAAGGGAUCUCCAUCUUCCCUUCCUGCACACCACUGAGAUCGCGGAUCGGAAUGAAAAGAUUGCGAAGAUGAAGGAACUGGGCCAAAGACUACCCCGGGCAAACGCGACCCUUUUGAAAUACUUGAUUGCGUUCCUGAUCCGGAUUAUAAACAACUCCGACGUCAAUAAGAUGACCGUCCGCAAUGUUGGUAUUGUGUUCUCGCCCACGCUCAACAUCCCCGCACAAGUGUUCGCCAUGUUCCUGCAGAACUACGAGGCCAUUUUCGGAAUCGACCCGGAAGAAUACCAGCUGCCACGUCCAAGCACAGAGGCGGAAUCGCAGGGACAGGCGGGCGCACCGCCUCAACGAUUGGAACCGACGCGCCCGUCGACGUCGUCCGGCGGUAGCGCUUCGCCGCACACCCAACCGCGGAUGGACCGCAGAAGAGAACCUUCCAGGUCGACACCGACGCCACCGCUGAUGUCCCACGUCCAGACUGCUCGAUCCACCCCCACACCACCCUUGACCGUACACGGAGGAGGGGCUUCAAGGCCGGCGUAUGAGAGCGGCUACGGCCUACCCAAUGGAGUCGACGGCCAUGGCCAUCACCCUCCGCCUAGAACUGCCGCCGGGUAUGAGCGGCCGAUGUACGCGGCGUCAAGCGACGAACAUGGCUCCAGUGAUGCGAAGAAAAGUGCCAAGGAAAGAAGACGAGAGAGUUUGGUUUAUAUGGGAGCAGUUUCGAGUUUACACCAUCAAGGAUCAAAGAGCCGCCUUCGUGAAGAAACUCGCCUCUUUUGA
Messenger RNA from Metarhizium album ARSEF 1941, 4395 nucleotides. RefSeq names its product RhoGAP domain protein. Gene Ontology annotation, biological process: regulation of GTPase activity; signal transduction. Bases 1 to 4395 code for a protein of 1464 amino acids. NCBI's taxonomy places the organism in Eukaryota, Fungi, Ascomycota, Sordariomycetes, Hypocreales, Clavicipitaceae. Gene Ontology annotation, molecular function: phosphatidylinositol binding. Gene Ontology annotation, cellular component: cytoplasm. The transcript has 2 exons. The record is from RefSeq and is a predicted model, not a curated record.